AUGGAAGACUUUGACUGGAUCAAGUCAUUCGCGGAAUCCAGCUAUGGUUCAGUCAGCCAUCCCGUUCCGCCACCUGUAGAACCGACAGAAUCAAAGACACUGCCUGCAACAACUCCGCGGGGUUCCUUCGCUUCAUUUGUCUGCCAUGUUACCAGUCUAGAACGCAAGCUGCGCUCGUUCUCGCACAUCGUCCUCGAUGAUUCCUCCGUCGUCAGAAACACGGGCAAGAUUCUAGGUCAAGGAAAGACAUUCAUGGUCAAGCAUGCUCAAUGGAUUCGUGAUGUGAAUGAGCCGCCUCUCGAUGUCGCUGUGAAGGAGAUCAUUCCGGACGCCCGAGCGACGAACCAGAGCCUGAAGUAUGUACCGUUCCCCAAAGCUCGAUACGAUAUGCUGAUUACAUCUCAAAGCUCUUCUACCAACUCCAGCGGCCUCACACAGAACGACUGGAAAGAGAUCUUGUUUGAGAUCCGAGCUCUCCUUCACGAGCCGAUUCGUUACCAUCCAAAUAUUAUUCGACUGCUGGGCAUUCAAUGGGGCCUAUCGCCAAUUUCGGAAUCUACUUACCCAGUGCUGAUAAUGGAGUAUGCAUCGCUUGGUACUUUCGCGACUUUGCAAGCCUCUUCUGAGUCAUUGUCGUUUGCAGCAAAGCAAAAGCUGUGCUACGAUGUUGGGCGAGGACUGUCCGCACUCCACGCUUGCGGGAUUGUGCAUGGAGACAUGAAACACGAGAAUGUACUUAUCGUACCUGCUAAGGAGCCACUGGAUGGUAUAUCAUACACUGCGAAACUCGCGGACUUCGGUGGUGCUGUAAUGGAUAUGACGCCUAACGAAUUUCGCAAAAUGGAGACCUGGACGUGGCCCUUUCAAGCGCCCGAGGUAACGAGUAAUCAGCGACUAUCCAAAGACGGGAUGGUACUCACAGACGUGUACGCUUUUGGUUUAUUGGUUUGGAGAGCAUUUGAGGACGGCCAAGGGUUUGUGUCGCUUCCUGGCGCAGCACAAAAUGCAUCUGAUGAAGACAAGCGCAGCUUGAGCGCACGCAAAGCAUCGCAAAGCUUCACUGCUAGUGCUGUUGUUAGCAUUCGUGAAUAUGCUAGCAUGAGGGGAAUGUCGCAACGCUGCGUAGAUACCAUCACGUAUACCAUCAUCCACACCGUGCGACUGGAACCAGAGGAUCGAGAUCUUGUAAUGGCUCAAGCAGCGUUACGAGGCUUAGAUCUUGGUCAUAUACCAAAAUAUUUGCGUUUCAUCAAGAAGAAGAACGAAGAACAAGCAGCCAGUGAGACUGGGGGACCGCCCGGAGAACACGGCAUCACCAGAGACGGUGCUGCGUUUCUUCUUGGACGAUAUGGCAAUGAUGUAGAUUUACAAGAUAACAUGUACAGGCCUACUACUCUACAAGAUCUGUGCAAUGGACUGACCGCUUACAGUCCUGGCUUCCGACCUCGUCUGAACGAGCCCAAUCCCGAAGAGAUACUGUUUGAGCCAGAGCGAUUGAAGAGGAUCUUAACCUGGGAUCAACAACGGCAAAUGUUGGAUGAAUUAAAAGCCACUGCUAAUGACAGUGCAAAUGUACCUGGGAAUCUUAUCGAGAUGAACAAGACAGUCGCUGCGUUCCACGUGUUCCAAUGUUAUCUCCUCGAAUUUGGCACUAAAUUCAACGCCGACGAAACUAUACAGUGGUUAUCGAAAGCCUCUUCGCAUGACGAUAGUCAUGAUGAUGCAGAUUACUUGGCGCAGGCUUGGAUAUGGCGGAUCUCACGCGCGCUUGAGGUUAAUGUCAACCUCACUCAGGGGAGACUUGAGUCAUUGCUGAGGAUCUCCGUAAUGCGGGGUCACUGGAGCUGUCUCCAGGACGUACUCGAGCUGAUCAACACUAAUACUGGAGCAACCCAACAGCAAUGGUCGAAUAAGUUCCAGCAGUUCCGUAACAUCCUGCUUUCGCAAAUGGGUGCCGUUGGAAUGGGCUACUUCUUCUCGCCGCACAUGACACCACCAUGGAACAGAGUCAACUUGAGGGAUAUCGGUCAACUCGAUGAGACUAUCGCGGCUAUUCUCGGCGACACGUACGACUCUUGCUUAAGAUCUCUCAGAUCUGAGCUCCCAGGGUCGUCAACACAACAGUAUCAGCGCAGAGGAAAAACUGCAUUUGACCGUGUGUAUGUCAACAUACGGGGACAUGGUCCACUGCACUACGCCGCCGCAAGCGGCAAUCUGAAUGCCUUGCGUCAUAUGGUUGUGAAGUACGACUGCGACAUCGAUUUGCCAAAUCAGCAUGUGGACGAGACUCCUCUGGUAUGCGCUUGCUCUGGCGGUAAAAUUGAUUGCGCAUUACUAUUGCUCGACAAAGGGGCUGAUGCAAACGGCUAUCAUCAUGGGCAAGAAGGACCGCUGCAUUGGCUUUCUAGCUUCCUGCCCAAUGAGAUGGAGAUCGUUGCAUCAGCUCUGAUCAAAGCAGGGGCUGACAUCGAAUUACGUUCUGGUGGCAUGCGCGCGGACGUUCGUGGUAUCAGAGCUGAUUGGGAGCAUAUUUUUGAAACCAAAACAACGCCACUUGGAAGAGCGGUCCUCAUGAAUAGCCUUCCAGCAGUCAAGGUGCUUUUAAAGUUAGGAGCUGAUCCUUUAAAGAAAAGUGCCAGCAAACACCCAGGUGAUUGGAAAGGCGAUAAGGCAACAAUGGUCGACAUAUCUUCGCCUUUCGAGUUGGCUGCUGCCUUGACACUUCCGGAGAUCCUCGCGGAGUUCAUUACCCAUAUCGAUGGUCCUACUAGUGCGCCCCGAACGAAGCUUCUAGAUGUUUCUUCCGUGAUUGAUCUAGCACGCGGGAAAAAAGUGACCAAAUUCGAUCCACUGUCAUUGCGAAGCCGUCUCGUGCGCCAUGGACACAAGUACAAAAGCAACCUUACAAUCACCUGGAUGAUACUCCAUGCUCGUUCAAUCCCCUUCCAGGGCGCCAUACCUACCGAAGAGCUCCAAAAAGUACGAAGUAGGACGCUGUGUAACGAGGUCGCUCAUGGAAACCUAGACAUUGUUGAGUGCCUUUUGCAACUUGGAUACAGCGCUAGCGGAACUUCCGAUCAUCGACCCUUGCAGAAGGCUAUCGAUUUGAAUCACGAAGAAAUGUUCAAGCUCCUCAUACGGUACCGGGCGGACACUUCAGUUACGACAACGACACCUGCGGGUAAUAUAUCCCUGCUUCAUAUCUGUGCAUCACGACCACGUCAGUCAAGACCCGGAAGAUACAUCGCCGACGCUCUCAUCAUAGCUGGUGUACCAAUCGAGAGCACGGAUAGACGUGUCAAACCACCCUUUGCGUUGGCGGUCUUGAACCAAAACUUUGAUGUAGCCCAGGCGUUGAUCGAUAACAAUGCUGACGUUGAUGCGGUCUAUCCACUCCAAGUGUAUGGAUUGAAUGGACCAGAGACCAAAUCAGUCAGUGUUCUUGUGGAGAUCUUGUCUCAACAUACGAAUCGUACCCUUGAAUCGCUCAGAUUCCUGUUCGGCAAGCGCGACGGCGGUCCGGCCCAGCGGCCUGCAUUUUACGUCGAUCUUACAAGCAAACUCACUAUCCUACACCUUCUUGCUGGUAGCCCCAACUACACGCAAAUUGGGCAGAUAACACCAAAGAUUCUUAAUCUUUGCCUCGAGAUGUACUCGGAUACUGAGCUCAUAAACUGCAGACAUCCACUCUUGGGUACUGCGCUAUAUCACGCUGCCACGAAUGGAUACAAGGCCAUGGUAGAACGGCUCCUACAAUAUGGCGCAGACGAGACACAUGCUGCAGGCCCUGACGUUGAUGAUUCUGUGCAAGGUUUGUUCAGGUCGAGAGAUACCUGGACACCGCUUUGGGCUGCGAUAUUACGACUUGACGAAGAGCUGAGGAAGGGAGUGCUAUCUCCACCAGCUAGGCCACCCGGUGCCUGGCUCGAUUCAGGUCUCAUACAGAAUCUUGAAAAGGUUAUGGCUCUCCUGUUCGUCAACAGCAGUGACACAUUGGCGAAACAAGCUGUCGACCAACUAAGAAGGAAGAAGGAGGUGCUUCGGGCUGAAUCUCGUUUAUCUCGAAUUGAGAGAGCCAACGCGAACAGAAAAGGGAAGACCAACAAAGAAGAAUACCCUAUCGAUCUUGGGAUGAUUUCUGGGAAAGCUGGAGAGAAAGACGAGAAGACUAUACGAGAGAUUUGUACGGGUCGUGAGGACGAAUGGAAGUCUGAGGAGAUACAGGCAAUCCUUCGGGGCACUGAGCUCUAG
Messenger RNA from Alternaria postmessia, 4251 nucleotides. RefSeq lists its product as uncharacterized. Gene Ontology annotation, cellular component: nucleus. Bases 1 to 4251 code for a protein of 1416 amino acids. Gene Ontology annotation, molecular function: protein kinase activity; transcription cis-regulatory region binding; protein binding. The record is from RefSeq and is a predicted model, not a curated record. Gene Ontology annotation, biological process: positive regulation of transcription by RNA polymerase II; protein phosphorylation. The transcript is spliced from 3 exons. NCBI's taxonomy places the organism in Eukaryota, Fungi, Ascomycota, Dothideomycetes, Pleosporales, Pleosporaceae.